This is a messenger RNA of Eptesicus fuscus (big brown bat), 810 nucleotides long. RefSeq names its product calcium binding protein 4 (gene CABP4). The record is from RefSeq and is a predicted model, not a curated record. The transcript is spliced from 6 exons. The coding region runs from base 1 to 810 and encodes 269 amino acids. Gene Ontology annotation, molecular function: calcium ion binding. NCBI's taxonomy places the organism in Eukaryota, Metazoa, Chordata, Mammalia, Chiroptera, Vespertilionidae.
AUGGCCACGGAGCAGGGGAGGGGGCAGCAUGACCCAGCCCUGGCCCCCAGCUCCCAGAAGUCCCCUGUGGGGGUCAUGGCUCCCAGCAGUGGUGCUGAGGGCCAACGCUUGACCAGGACGAGAAGCAAGAGGGAGAGGGGGCUCCAGGGGUCCCGGAAAGGGGCUGGCAGCCCUGAGGCCUCAGGGGGCAGCGAGAACCCCUCGAGGACAGGAGGAGGACAGGAGGAGCCAGCCCCUGCCGCCCCCGGGCCGGCCUCUAGUCGCCAGUCCCACCGGCAUCGUCCUGGCCCCCGGCAUGAUGCUGCUCAGAAGACAUAUGGGCCCCUGCUCAAUCACAUCUUUGGGAAGGACCGAGAGCUGGGCCCCGAGGAGCUGGACGAGCUGCAAGCCGCCUUCGAGGAGUUUGACACUGACCGUGACGGCUACAUUGGCUACCGGGAUCUGGGCACCUGCAUGCGGACGCUGGGCUACAUGCCCACGGAGAUGGAGCUCAUCGAGGUCUCCCAGCACGUCAAGAUGCGAAUGGGUGGCCGUGUGGACUUCGAGGAGUUUGUGGAACUGAUGGGCCCGAAGCUGAGGGAGGAGACGGCACACAUGCUGGGGGUGCGGGAGCUGCGCAUCGCCUUCCGAGAGUUCGACAGGGACAGGGAUGGACGAAUCACGGUGGCAGAGCUGCGACAGGCAGCACCGGCUCUGCUGGGGGAGCCGCUGGCGGAUCCUGAGCUGGAUGAGAUGCUCCGAAAUGUGGACCUCAAUGGGGACGGCACCGUAGACUUUGAUGAGUUUGUGAUGAUGCUUUUCACCCACUGA